Vombatus ursinus (common wombat) is the source of this 1842-nucleotide messenger RNA. Its product is annotated as tumor necrosis factor ligand superfamily member 13B-like. The transcript has 6 exons. Gene Ontology annotation, biological process: immune response. Lineage: Eukaryota; Metazoa; Chordata; Mammalia; Diprotodontia; Vombatidae. Gene Ontology annotation, molecular function: tumor necrosis factor receptor binding; receptor ligand activity. Bases 210 to 1106 code for a protein of 298 amino acids. Gene Ontology annotation, cellular component: membrane. The record is from RefSeq and is a predicted model, not a curated record.
GAGAACGCCAGUAAAAACCUAUUCUAUGGUAACUACAGAGAUGCAUGGCAGAGGAAGGAAGAAAAUUCAGGAGAGGCCUCCUGAUGAGGCAAGAUAGGCUUUAAGAUCCCCUCAGUGCUGGACAUCAGCAAACAAGUCUAACAGGAAAUGAUCCAUUCCAUGUGGUCACUUAUUCUGCCUUCUCUAACUCUCAAAGUUCAAAUAGUGAAAUGGAUGACGACAGAGAAAGAGGAGCAGUUAAACUUUAUUUCUUCACUUCUGGCCUUAAGAAGAGAGAAGAAAUGAAACUCCUGGAUUGUAUAUCCACCCUUCCUCAGACAAAAAGCUCUGCAUGGCAGGCUAGAAGAGGAGGGCUCCUCUCAGCCACUCUGUUACUAACACUUCUCUCCGGUGGCCUGGCACUGGUCUCAUUGUACCAAGUGUUCACCCUGCAGGCUGAGUUGAGGAGUCUCCGGCAUGAACUUCAGGCUUAUCCGAGCAGGACUGAGCAACUGCAGGGCCUGCAGAAGGAGAAAGCAGAAAUUUACCCUACUAUUCUUCAGUCAGAAGCUGCUGCCAUCACAGGACUACAAGAGCGUGGGGCACCCCCUAUCACAGGAGAAAGCAAUCCCCAAAUCAGCCUUAGACAAAGCAGAAGGAGCAGAAGAGGUGUUCCGGACUCAGGGGAAACUAGAAUACAAGACUGCUUGCAGUUGAUUGCUGAUGGUACAAGUCCCACAAUACAAAGAGGUUCUUAUACCUUUGUUCCUUGGCUUCUCAGUUUUAAAAGAGGAAAAGCCCUAGAAGAAAAAGAAAAUAAAAUACUUGUCAAAGAAACUGGUUACUUUUUCAUCUAUGGCCAGGUUCUGUACACAGAUACCACCUUUGCUAUGGGACAUCUUAUACAGAGGAAAAAGGUCCACGUUUUUGGGGAUGAACUGAGUUUGGUGACUUUGUUCCGGUGUAUCCAAAAUAUGCCAACAACUCUCCCUAAUAAUUCCUGUUAUACGGCUGGCAUCGCGAAGCUAGAAGAAGGGGAUGAACUUCAACUUGCGAUACCUCGUGAGAAUGCCAAAAUAUCCCAGGAUGGAGAUGGCACUUUUUUUGGUGCACUGAAGCUGCUCUGACACACUCAUUAGCACUGUGUUUGGGGCUAUUUCCUUCUCUUUUUCUAUACCUCCUGGGAGGGGGGAGGGGAACUGGAACUACCCAAAAGUGGUUACAUUAGUCUUUUCUAUGAGCCAUUUGUCCUGGUUUGAUGAACCCAGACCCAAACAGGAACCCCAGCAAACAACCACAGCUGAAUUAUAGCCAUAUGAAUGAUGACAAAUUUAGCCCAUUUCAAUAGAGAAGGAAUUAGAAAUAAUUUUUUAACUUUGUUGGCAUAUUUUGUCUGUUGGCUGUGUCUUUAUAUUCAGGAUGUCACAUUAACUUAAAAGGGACAGUGAGGAUUCAUUCAAAUUUCACAUUCCAUAGUUUUAUAAAACAAAGUGAAGGUGUCAACAAAAUGUUGUCAUUGAUAAGAAUAAUAUAGAAGUCACUUCUUAUGUUUGUGUCUAUUGGACCAUUUUUUCUACCUAACAUUACAUAAAAUAAGACAUUACCAAAAUAAAAUUAUAUCUAUGAAACAAAAACAAAAGCAAAAUGUAAGGGGUUAACAAUUAUAAUGGCAUGUUAUUAAAGAAUUUUGCUCAAGAUAUUAUCUUGGGAGUAUUAGAGCUUUGACUUGUAUCAUGUUAUGUUUAUCUUUAUAUUUAGUUUUCUGAAUUACUUGAUGACAGGCAAACUUCUCAUAAGAAGGAAACAAAAAAAAUAAGUAUGAAGAUGUAUCAAAAUCAUCAGAGAAAAUGAAAAGAAGUUAAA